AAGAAAAAGAAAUUUCAUGUUGAUACAAGAUUGAGUUUAAUCGAAUUUCUACAAGUUUCCUUAUUUAAAAAGGGUGUUUAAACAAAAUGGAGAAGCCACAGAUUAUUUCCCAUGUACAGAAACCAGUAAAUUACACAUUAUUUGAUACAAAGUGGAUUCCUUGUAGCGCAAAAUUUAUUGUACUUGGUAACCAUGCACGCGGAACUGGAGCAUUUCAGGUUUAUGAAGUACAACAUGGUGAUAUCAAACUAGUUCAUGAUAUUGAGAAAUCCAAAGCUUUGAAAUGUGGAACAUUUGGAGCAUCAAGUUUACAGCAAAGAUAUUUUGCAACAGGAGAUUUCGAUGGAAAAAUGCAAAUAUGGAACUUAGAGUCAAUGGAAUUACCUGUGUAUUCUGUAAAAGCCCACAAAGAAAUUAUAAAUGCUAUUGAUGGAGUUGGUGGUUACAUUGGAGAGGGAGCUCCAGAAAUAGUCACAGCAAGUAGAGAUGGUGCUGUAAAAGUAUGGGAUCCCAGACAGAAAAAUGACCCAGUGGCUACAAUGGAGGCUGGUGAAGGAGAAGAUAAACGAGACUGUUGGACAGUGGCUUUUGGUCACGCCUAUAACCAGAGUGAUAGAUGUGUUUGUGCAGGGUAUGACAAUGGUGAUAUUAAAUUAUUUGACCUCAGAAACAUGGCCUUAAAAUGGGAGACUAAUAUUAAGAAUGGAGUUUGUGGAUUAGAAUUUGACCGGAAAGACAUCAGUAUGAAUAAACUAGUAGCUACUACAUUAGAAUCAAAGUUCCAUGUAUAUGAUAUGAGAACACAACAUCCAACUAAAGGAUUUGCUUGUGUUACAGAAAAAGCACACAAGUCUACAGUAUGGGGCUGCAGACACUUACCACAAAACAGAGAUGUCUUCAUGACACUUGGAGGAAAUGGUACACUCAAUUUAUGGAAAUACACAUAUCCUGCAAAGAGGGUGAAGGAAGAUGAGAACGGAGCAGAAAUGGGCGUGGCUGGUACUGUCAAUCUAUUACAGAACGUAAUGAUGUCAACACAACCAAUCAGCUCCUUUGAUUGGAGUCCCGACAAGGAAGGAUUGUGUGUCUGCACUGCAUUUGAUCAAACAUUACGUGUUCUUAUUACCACAAAACUUAACAGAGUCUGAUAUGCAAAAUGAGAGUUUAAGUUUGUAAAAAUACCAGUUUGUUUUGGAAAAUCCUUCUCAACCCAAUAAUAUUUUAUAUUUAAUAUAUUUGAAAAUGUUUUAAUUCUUAGGUUGUUAAGGAUUUUCUUGAAACAAAUACCCUUAUUGGGCCAGUGAAAAGUUUGGGCUCUCCUGUCCAAAUGUACAGAAUUGAAUAUGAAGCCUUUUUGGUGAAAUCAUCCCGAAUUAUGUGUAGAAAUGGCAUCAUAUGCUUGGAGAAUGGAUACUUCUAAAGGGAGAAUUCAUUUGUGAGAUGUAAAAUUUAGCAACAUUCAGAUUUCCUACGAUCAUCAUUAAAUUCAUUGUUGCAUUACAAUUACAUGCAUUCUUGUUGUUUUAUUGUUAUUUAUUAUUUAAUAAAUGUUUUGCAUUAAUGAUGAAUAAAAACUUAUUUAUUUUUAA
This is a messenger RNA of Mytilus trossulus (common blue mussel), 1589 nucleotides long. RefSeq names its product dynein axonemal assembly factor 10-like. Bases 87 to 1148 code for a protein of 353 amino acids. The transcript has 8 exons. Lineage: Eukaryota; Metazoa; Mollusca; Bivalvia; Mytilida; Mytilidae. Gene Ontology annotation, molecular function: ubiquitin binding. The record is from RefSeq and is a predicted model, not a curated record.